Molecule: messenger RNA, 1286 nt
Organism: Gadus macrocephalus (Pacific cod)
Lineage: Eukaryota; Metazoa; Chordata; Actinopteri; Gadiformes; Gadidae
Exons: 2
Coding region: 258-1220 (320 amino acids)
Source: RefSeq, a predicted model, not a curated record
UAAAGAUGCUGAUUUGAUUGGGUAUUAAGGUGAGAGCGAUGGAAAAAGGAACAUGUUUACCACCAAGACGGCAUACAAUUCACACGUCGGGACAGCUUAUAGCAAUCCUCUGCUUGCGAAGGCACCCAAUGAGGUGCUCUACAUCGGAGUCCCACCCAAUAGCAUCUUGUUUAUCUUCUAUGACAUCCCAUGGACAAAACAACAUGACACCUGUACCUUCGCGCGACUGACCCAAACGUGUCUUUGUCGAGGCAGCCAUGAACGUCACACUCCCCCAAUCCUGCACCGUCACCACCUACCUGAACCUCUGCUCCUCCUCCAAGGUUCUGCUCCUCGUGCCCGGCUUCACCCUCAACAUCUUCCUCCUGGUCUCCCUGCUGUCCAGCCUGCUCGCCCCGAGGGCAAAGAUCCGCGGCAACGUGGCCGUGUUCAUCCUGGGCAUCAGCAGCUGCAACCUGCUCAGCCUGUGCCUGUGGCCCUUGAUCCUCCACUGGAGGAUGCGGGGCCGUUGGCUGCUGGGGCCCCGGCUGUGCGAGGCCAUGGUGAGCGUCAAGCAGAUGAGCAGCCUGGCGUCCUUCCACUACGCCUCCUUCGUCGCCUUCUCCGUCUACCUGACGGUGGUGUGCGGCUGCGGGCGGCUUGUGGACAGCCGGCUCUUCCUGGCCCUGGAGCUGCUGUCCCCCCUGCUGCCCGGCGGGCUGAAGGAGUUGGGCCAGUGGUUCCCGUGGAGCCGUGUGCACCACCUGGACCCCGUGGAGGACAGCUGCUUCUCCUUCCUCAACGACCCCGCCAUGAGGACCUUCGCGUUGGUCAAGACGGCGGCGCUGCUGCCGCUCAACCUGUACUUCUACGCACACGUGCUGCACACGGUGGUCCAGAGCGCCAAGGCGUCCAACCGCAGCCAGAGGGGCACCGUGACGCUGGCCAGGAUGUUCAGCCUCAUAUCCCUCAUCACCUUCAGCGCACACGUUCCCGGGGCUGCAUUUUCCCUCAUGGACAGGCCCUCUGUGUGUCAGGAGAUGGUGAGGGAUGUCCUACUGGAUCUUCCGUUGAUCUCCAGUCCUGUCAUCCUGUUCUGUAUGAACAAGGAGCUGAGGAACCAGGGGCUGCUGAUUCUGCGGUGCAAGGUCGGGAUGUAUGAGAGAGGAGACACAUCUGUCAAAUGGUCACAGAGUCUCAGGAGCCUCACAAAUGGAGAGUCUGUUGUAAAAACCCAAUGAAAAGCAAAGUGAGUUCACACCGUUUGCUUAUCCAUGUUAUUUAUACAGCAACAAAAUAAACACAAU